Molecule: messenger RNA, 2070 nt
Organism: Drosophila hydei
Lineage: Eukaryota; Metazoa; Arthropoda; Insecta; Diptera; Drosophilidae
Gene: Taf6
Product: transcription initiation factor TFIID subunit 6
Exons: 5
Coding region: 66-1958 (630 amino acids)
Biological process (GO): RNA polymerase II preinitiation complex assembly; transcription initiation at RNA polymerase II promoter
Cellular component (GO): transcription factor TFIID complex; SLIK (SAGA-like) complex; SAGA complex
Molecular function (GO): protein heterodimerization activity; transcription coactivator activity; RNA polymerase II general transcription initiation factor activity
Source: RefSeq, a predicted model, not a curated record
UCUACCCAUCGCAAGAGGAAGAGAUAUACUGUUGCUGGGUGAAAAAUCUUUGUUUAUUUAUUAAAAUGAGUAAUAAAUCGUCAAAAACUAGUAGUGCUGCAAGCAGCAUGUUGUAUGGGUCCAGCAUAUCUGCCGAAUCAAUGAAAGUGAUUGCAGAAAGCAUCGGUGUGGGCUCCCUUUCCGAUGACGCCGCCAAAGAGCUUGCCGAAGAUGUUUCCAUUAAGCUGAAGCGCAUAGUGCAGGAUGCCGCUAAAUUCAUGCACCAUGCCAAGCGGCAGAAACUGUCAGUCAAAGAUAUUGAUAUGUCGCUAAAGGUGCGGAACAUUGAGCCACAAUAUGGAUUUAUGACCAAGGACUUUAUACCCUUCCGGUUCGCCUCCGGAGGCGGUCGCGAGUUACAUUUCACAGAGGACAAGGAGAUUGAUUUAAGCGAGAUAACUGCGAAUAACUCGAUUAAGAUACCACUAGAUCUGACAUUGCGAUCCCAUUGGUUCGUAGUGGAGGGCAUACAGCCCACUGUGCCGGAAAAUCCGCCACCCCUCUCCAAAGACUCGCAAUUCCUGGACUCUGUUAAUCCUGUUAUCAAACUAGAUCAAGGGCUUAACAAAGAUGCCGCUGGAAAACCAACCACUGGCAAAAUGCAUAAACUUAAGAAUGUGGAAACAAUCCACGUCAAACAGCUGGCCACGCAUGAGCUGUCCGUGGAACAGCAGCUGUACUACAAAGAGAUCACAGAAGCCUGCGUCGGAUCGGAUGAGCCUCGCCGCGCUGAGGCGCUGCAGUCGCUCGGCUCUGAUCCCGGUCUACAUGAAAUGCUGCCCCGCAUGUGCACCUUCAUUGCCGAGGGCGUUAAAGUCAAUGUUGUUCAAAAUAAUUUAGCUCUUUUGAUUUAUUUGAUGCGCAUGGUGCGCGCCCUGCUUGACAAUCCAUCGCUCUUCCUAGAGAAAUAUCUGCAUGAGUUGAUACCAUCUGUUAUGACCUGCAUUGUAUCCAAGCAGCUGUGCAUGCGGCCAGAGCUCGACAAUCAUUGGGCCUUGCGUGACUUCGCCUCGCGGCUCAUGGCGCAAAUCUGCAAAACCUUCAACACGCUCACAAAUAAUCUGCAAACGCGUGUUACGCGCAUCUUUAGCAAAGCUCUGCAGAAUGAUAAAACGCAUUUAUCGUCGCUCUAUGGCUCCAUUGCGGGCCUCUCCGAGCUUGGCGGCGAGGUGAUCAAAGUAUUCAUAAUACCACGCUUGAAAUUCAUCUCGGAACGCAUUGAGCCACAUCUGCUGGGCACGUCAAUGAGCAACACGGAUAAAACAGCGGCUGGCCAUAUACGCGCUAUGCUUCAGAAAUGUUGCCCACCCAUAUUGAAGCAAAUGCGUGGCGCACCGGACAUUGCUGAGGAGUAUAAAAUCGACUUUGGCUUCCUGGGUCCUUCGCUGUGCCAAGCUGUGGUCAAGGUGCGCAAUGCACCAGCCAAUAGCACCGUAACGUUAUCCUCCAACAGCAUCAAUACGGCGCCCAUAACGAGCGCUGCUCAGACAGCAACAGCCAUUGGACGCGUAUCCAUGCCCAAUUCACAGAGACAAGGCAGCCCCGUGGUGGCCGCCCUACCGCAAAUACGCGCCAUUCAAGCCAACCAGCCGGCACAAAAGUUUGUGAUUGUAACACAGAACUCGCCACAGCAGACGCAGGCGAAGGUGGUGCGCCGAGGCAGCUCGCCGCACAGUGUGGUGCUGUCAUCAUCUUCGGCGAAUGGGGCCAAUGCCUCCAAUUCGAAUUCAUCAUCAACGGGCAGCAUUGGCCCUGGUGGUGGCAGCAGCGGCAGCGGCGGCGGCGGCAGUGGUGCAAAUAGUUUGCUAACAGCGCGCAGCAAUAAUGAUAAUAGCAUCGUGGAUGCCAAUUCGUUGAUCAUUGAAACGGAAAUAGUGCGCGCACCGCCCGAACUGGAUGAUUUAUCGCAUCUGGAGUAGCCUUAUUCUUCUCACCCCAACACACACACGCACACACACAGAUAUAUAUAUACAUUAGUUAUUUAAAUACAAUACUUAGUUAAUAAACACAGCAUUGACCCGCAAGCUACCC